Emericellopsis atlantica is the source of this 396-nucleotide messenger RNA. RefSeq lists its product as uncharacterized. NCBI's taxonomy places the organism in Eukaryota, Fungi, Ascomycota, Sordariomycetes, Hypocreales, Bionectriaceae. Gene Ontology annotation, biological process: protein desumoylation. Gene Ontology annotation, cellular component: nucleus. The annotation marks the transcript as partial. Gene Ontology annotation, molecular function: deSUMOylase activity. The transcript has a single exon. The record is from RefSeq and is a predicted model, not a curated record.
CAUGCCCGUAUGCGAAAACAAGCAUUGGACUCUCAUUGUGGUUCGCCCGCAGAAGAGAACCAUGUCACACAUGGAUUCACUGACAGAUUGCGCCAACGAGAAGUAUAUCAGCCUCAUCAUUGCGUGGAUCAAGGACGUCUUGGAGGAAAAAUUCGACAAGAACGAGUGGAAGGCGGUGAGAAUCAAGACACCCCGUCAGACGAACAGUUGGGACUGCGGCGUCCACACAAUUACGAACGCCAUGUGCGUGGCUCUCGGCUUCGAGCCAAAUCAAACAUACAAGGCUGGAGAUAUGCCCUUGCAGCGCCUACGGAUUGCAUCGGUGCUUCUGCACGGGGGGUUUAAAGGCGAAUUCAGCCUGCAUGCACACUGAACGUCAACUCUAAUCCAAGGGGG